Symbiodinium pilosum is the source of this 1500-nucleotide messenger RNA. Lineage: Eukaryota; Dinophyceae; Suessiales; Symbiodiniaceae. The record is from the annotation of a GenBank genome assembly.
AUGCGCUGGUGCAUCCAGCAGAAGAUUGCUGUCUGGUUCUUUUGGUGGAGACGAACUGCCCGCGCAGCUGUCACUUUUCAGUCCGACAUCAGUCAGCAUGGCUACGUAGCCAGAGAACAUUAUUUGGGAUGCUUGUGGAACUUCCGUACAGCAAUCACAUUAUGUCCAAGCGGCCAUGACAAUGCCUGGCGAAGGAGCAAUCGUUACGCAAAUAUUACAAGCCGGAAAGCCUUGAAUUCCCUGGAGGAUCAGGUGUUGACUGGUGUUCAGUGCUUUCAAGCAUGGAUCUUGGCCCAUGAUUUGCAAGAGAAGCUUUUGGCGUUUUACGAAGGUGUGCCUCAGCGAACCCUGUCACCGCCCAUAGAAGAAGUCUUGUGGAUCACGUCUUUAGCGGGCGAGGAGGAGCAACAAGAAAUUGUCGAGAUAUGCCCGGGUAUGUUCAUCACGUCCCUGUUUCUUCAUUCUGAAUUCCGAUUCACUCUGAACCCUCACGACCUUCUCGGGCAGCGCUACAGAGACCGUGCCCUUCAAAUCUUGCGUCACCUGAAGACGAAGAAUGGCACAUUUGAGGCAGACCAUUAUCGCGUAAUGAUGCGGACAUGGCCGGUAUCUGCGGCCAAUGCUCAAUCCUUGAAGGUCCGACGCACGAUCCAGAAAUUAGGAUAUGCUGCGAAGGAGCGAGUUGAUGUCAUUAUUGUUGCUUGCAAGCGCGACCUCACGUGGGUUGACGUGCUUCCUGUAACCUCCAACAUGCAAAUCUUGAUUUAUGUAAAAUGCAAGGAAGCACAGUCCAGCCCCGUUUGCCAGAGAGCAAAGUGCAUUCCUUCCUGGCAUUUGGACAGGGAGGACUCUGCCCAGGGUGCAGUUCAGAGCGAUGAGUGUGGAGGAUACUUGUACCACAUACUUCGGCAAUACAGCGAGCUUGCGGAGUGGAGCGUUUUUCUGCAGGAUGAUGCGCCUCGCCACUUGCAUUUGGGCUACUUGAACCUGGUACUAAAGAUGAUUUUGGCUGGCACACUGUCAGCAUCGGCGCGGCGUCCCUUCGUGCACCUCAACAACGAUCGUCACCUGAUGUACUGGACGCCGUGCCUGGCUUCAAUUGCUGAACUCCUCGGGCUACCGGCAAAUAAAAUGUUUGCAUCCUACUGUUGCUCCCAGUUCGUCGUGCAUAAAGAUCGGAUUCGGGAACGCACCUUGGCUUUCUAUCAGGCAGCACAGGAUCUCCUGACCGGCACGGUGGAAUCGCUGGAGGGCUGCGUCCACGCUCCCAAUUCGCACAGUCUUCCUUCCGUGCCUUCAACUAGGCAGCGAUCCUUUCAAAUCCGUUUCUGCCACUUGUACGAGUUUCUUUGGCAUGUCAUAUUUGGUGAAGAUCCCAUCCUACCAAGACGGGAAGACGACGCCAAUUUGCCCUCUCUGCUCCGUUUCACUGUGGACGAUGCCACACUGCUUCCUUUGCCAGACUUCUCAAUGUUGCUGUAUGCACAUUCCCCACGAUGA